AUGGCGGGCACCAAAUAUGCGUAUGUCAGGAACUUCGAGCUCCCUGACCCGCUGCUCCCGGACACCUUCAUCGUCCUCCGAAUCGACGGACAUGCCUUCCACCGGCUCUCCGAGGAGCACCAGUUCAUUAAGCCGAAUGAUGAACGGGCGCUCCAGCUCAUGGAUCACGCUGCCCGUGAUAUCAUGGACGAAUUCAAGGACAUCGUGCUCGCCUUUGGCGAAUCGGAUGAAUACAGCUUCCUUUUCCGCAGGUCCGCCUCGGUGUACAACCGACGCGAAGCCAAGAUUUUGACCACGGUCGUAUCCCUGUUCACAUCGUCAUACGUCUUCCAUUGGCCGAAGUACCUUCCGGCUCAGCCACUGAAGUACUGUCCGUCUUUCGACGGCCGCAUCACCCUCUAUCCUUCUCCGCAGUCAGUCCGAGACUACUUCUCCUGGAGGCAGGCAGAUGCGCAUAUCAACAACCUCUACAACACCAUCUUUUGGGCGUUAAUUCUACAAGGUGGUCAGACUACUACAGAAGCUCAUGUUACCUUGAGAGGCACUGUAUCCAGUCAGAAGCACGAGAUGCUGUUCAGUCGGUUUGGCAUCAACUACAACGAGAUCUCCGCGAGGUUCAGGAAAGGAAGCGUCCUCGUACGAGAGCCUGUCCCUAAAACGGCGACAGAGAAUGCAGAUCCACCAGCGGCUGAGGGUGACAAACAGGAGGGUAAAGGGGCAUCCAAAAAGAAGACACGUAUUAGGACUACAGUCGAGCUUUACCAUUGCGAUAUCAUUGGCGACGAAUUCUGGGACGCGAGACCCAUGCUACUCACAGAGUAG
This is a messenger RNA of Epithele typhae, 822 nucleotides long. RefSeq names its product tRNAHis guanylyltransferase. The record is from RefSeq and is a predicted model, not a curated record. Bases 1 to 822 code for a protein of 273 amino acids. Lineage: Eukaryota; Fungi; Basidiomycota; Agaricomycetes; Polyporales; Epitheliaceae. Gene Ontology annotation, biological process: tRNA modification. Gene Ontology annotation, molecular function: magnesium ion binding; tRNA guanylyltransferase activity. The transcript is spliced from 6 exons.